AGUGGGCAGGAGCGUGGGCGGAGCUCCGCCCACGCCCGCCCGGCGCACCGCCUGCGGGGCGGUGACUGGCCCAGCUGCUCCGCUUCCCCACCGCCCCGCAGGCCCCGAGCCCUCGAAUUCCCAGCGCUGCCGGCUCCCGAGUGCCGGUGUGCCAGCUGUGUGAGAUGACGCUCAAGGCCAGCGAGGGCGAGGGUGGGGGCAGCAUGCGCACGGCCCUCUCUGACCUCUACCUGGAGCACUUGCUGCAGAAACGUAGCCGGCCGGAGGCUGUGUCACACCAGUUGAAUGCUGUAACUGAGGACAUGUACACCAAUGGUUCUGCGGCCCCAGGUAGCCCUGCCCAGGCCAAGGGGCAGGAGGUGCGGAAAGUGCGACUCAUACAGUUUGAGAAGAUUACAGAGGAGCCCAUGGGUAUCACUCUGAAGGUGAAUGAAAAAAAAUCCUGUACAGUGGCCAGAAUUCUUCAUGGCGGCAUGAUUCACAGACAAGGCUCACUUCACGUGGGGGAUGAGAUCCUAGAGAUCAAUGGCACAAAUGUGACUAAUCAUUCAGUAGAUCAGCUACAGAAGGCAAUGAAAGAAACAAAAGGAAUGAUCUCAUUAAAAGUAAUUCCCAGCCAGCUAAGUCGUCUUCCUGCACUACAGAUGUUCAUGAGAGCUCAGUUUGACUAUGAUCCCAAAAAGGACAAUCUGAUCCCUUGCAAGGAGGCGGGACUGAAGUUUGUUACUGGGGACAUAAUUCAGAUCAUCAACAAGGAUGACAGCAACUGGUGGCAGGGGCGGGUGGAAGGCUCCUCCAAGGAGUCAGCAGGAUUGAUUCCUUCCCCAGAGCUGCAAGAAUGGCGAGUGGCAAGUGUGGCUCAGUCAGCGCCACCUGAGGCCCCAAGUUGCAGUCCCUUUGGGAAGAAGAAGAAGUACAAAGACAAGUACCUGGCCAAGCACAGCUCAAUUUUUGACCAGUUGGAUGUUGUUUCAUACGAGGAAGUUGUUCGGCUGCCUGCAUUCAAGAGGAAGACCCUGGUGCUGAUUGGAGCCAGUGGGGUAGGUCGCAGCCAUAUUAAGAAUGCCCUGCUCAGCCAGAAUCCAGAAAAGUUCGUGUACCCUGCCCCGUACGGAUGCCCUGCAGCAACUGCAGAGGGAUUCUGAAGCCAUCCGCAGCCAGUAUGCUCACUACUUUGACCUGUCUCUGGUCAACAAUGGCGUUGAUGAAACCCUCAAGAAAUUGCAAGAAGCCUUUGACCACGCAUGCAGUUCUCCACAGUGGGUGCCUGUCUCCUGGGUUUACUAAGUUCACAGAAUGUGGAGACCCUUCUGCUCCUCUCCAGCAUUUAUAACUCCAUUCUCCUUGCUUUAAGACAAACAGGGAUACUCCAACUAGUUUUGAUUCAAGCUUCCAGCUCUCUGCAACUACUCUAAUUAAGCUAUUAGGAUUCUGUCUUCUUGGGUGGGGAUUUGAUUUUUCUGAUGGGGCCCCAUUAAUUUGGAUUUCAAAAGAUCUCUUGAAAUUAGGAGUAAAAAGUACUAUCAGAAUGUAACUACUAGGCUGGGCAUGAUGGCUCACACCUGUAAUCUUAGUACUCUGGGAGGCCAAGGUGGGUGGAUUGCCUGAGCAAGAG
Molecule: messenger RNA, 1615 nt
Organism: Otolemur garnettii (small-eared galago)
Lineage: Eukaryota; Metazoa; Chordata; Mammalia; Primates; Galagidae
Gene: MPP1
Product: membrane palmitoylated protein 1
Exons: 10
Coding region: 165-1145 (326 amino acids)
Cellular component (GO): plasma membrane; cell-cell junction
Molecular function (GO): signaling receptor binding
Source: RefSeq, a predicted model, not a curated record